Symbiodinium necroappetens is the source of this 3315-nucleotide messenger RNA. The record is from the annotation of a GenBank genome assembly. Lineage: Eukaryota; Dinophyceae; Suessiales; Symbiodiniaceae.
AUGGAGGCGUCUGCGCCUAGCUUUGCUUCUACAACGGACUUGUCUGCAGCCAUGGCCCCGAAACUAGGCAUGGAGAGAAAGUCUGUGCAGAACCUCUGGAAAAGAAAAGACAGAGUUCUGGAGCAGCAGGCUCAGCGGAACCACGCUCUGCAGCCGGGAAGGCACCGCAAAGGUCGCUCUGGCCAGACGUCUGGUGGAACAGCAAGACCUGGCCGUAGCGGAGGCUGGCGUCUGAGUGGAGCUGGGCGAAAGUCUGAGUUCGCUGACGUCGCGACGUCGCUGCGAAGCUGGUUCGAGGAAGCCCGUGCUCACGGGCAUUCUGUGAAGAAGCGGCACCUGCUGGCACGCUGGACGUUUCUGAUGACCUCUGAGUUGGUUCGGCUCAAGUCUGCGAAGAGUGCCUCUGCAGACUCUUUUGAGAGGGCACGUCUAGAUCAAAAGAUCUCUGAGGGCGAGAAGCAGCUGCAGUCUGCUGCGAAGGAGUCUGGCAAGAAUCGUCUCAGGCAGCUGGUGCAUGAUGUGGGUGCCAAGAAUCUGCUGCCGGAUCUGAAGACGAAGCUCUCAGAGCAGGAGGAACAGGUCACUGCGAAGCUGACGUACCAGAGUCUGGACCACACUCUGCACCUGGCCUGCUUCGCUCCUCUGGAGGACCUCUCUGCUCGGGUUGGCAAGGCUGGGGAGUUCAGAGAGAAUAUCUCUGAUCUCGUCGUCGUCUGCUCGGACCAGAUCCCUUUGUGGAUCAAGUCUGGUUCUGAGCGUGAGCUCUUUGCUGAAUGGGAGCACCAGCCUCUGCCCCAGCAGGUUCUGCGAGAGAGACUGAGGAAGCACCAUCUGGCUUCUCCUGACCAGAUUUCAGACUCUGGCGACGUUCUUCCUGCUGCCAAACCUCUGCUGCAGGCCGUCAAACCGUCUGCAAAAGCUGCCACUGCCUCUGGACAGAGGCAGAAGAGGGCCUUUGUGGAUGCGGACUCUCUGAGGUACCGUGUCACCUACGAGGCCAGGCAGUCUGCACUCAGCGGGCGAGUUCUGCCUGGACUUCUGGUCGUGCACGGCACGCACGCUCGUCUGGACAACAUCGACAGCUCUGGUCGAUUUCUGAAAGACGAGAGCUUUGAGUUUGCUGGCAAGCUCAUCUGCCGCCAGAAGAAGUCUUCGGCAGGGAAUCUGCUUCGUGGCUGGCGACAGGCACGGGACAAGGAUCCCGGUCUGUUUCGCCACAUAUCUGUCAUGUCCCAACCCUCUGCGAACGUUGAUGGCAUCAUCUUCGCAUGGUCUCAGGAAGCUCUGGCCACUCUGGCACCAGCCUCUGUGCACGUUCGCGACUGCUUCGCUGCAGCCUGGUCGUCUUCUGCCGCCGAGUCUCUGUUCUAUGGCCAGUCUCUGCAGACGGUCAUUGGACCGAAACUGACUGCCAGUCUGCAAUUGACUGACACCGACUUUGCCAGAGCCUUCAAGAGUCUGGCAAGGUCUGCCAUGGACGAUCUCAGGCACUCUGGUCAGACCGCUCUGCUGGCUGCUGGCGAGAAGGAGUUCUGGAGAGCGAGCCAUCUGGACAUGGCGAAGGCUGUUGUGCAGGCUCAGUCUCAGAUGUCUGAGCGACAAGCCUCCAACGACUGGAUCGUGUCUGGUCUUCGCCGCAACGGUCUACUGGCUUACAAGCCUGACUUCUCCAAGAAGACUCUGGUUCCUUUGUCAGACUCAGAGUGCUUCGGCACUGGCAUGGGUUCUGCGAGGACGAAGCCAAGCUGGCUGGAGGACCGCUACUCCUGGCGGGAUGCAUCUGGCGUUCCAGUGAAGCCAGACUGGUCUGCUCUGCAAGGAGCCAAGGUCGUGGCGGAUCUGGUGGAAUGGAGCUAUCACCACUCUGAGCCGCAGGACCAGGAUGUGGAGAAACGGGUGGACGAGGCUCUGCUGAACGUGCACGAGAUGCCUCUAGACCUGCAGCUCCCCUGCAUCGAGUCUGGCGUCCUGACACUGUCUCUGGACUUGCAACGUACAGCCUGGCAGAAGCAGCUCUCUGCGGACUCGGACCUUCUGGCCAAGAAAGCUGUGAAACGGGAUGUGAAGCAGAUGGUCGCUCUGGCGAGGCAGAAGCUGCGAGGCAAGCUUCUGGAAGCCAUGCGGCAUCGUCUGACACAGAUGUCCCGCGAGCAGGCUCUGCAGCGUCUGGUGCCGAGAGCCUCUGACACCCAGAAGCCCUCUGUGGUCAGGAAGAAGGGCCUGAAAAACCAGAAGAAGACAGCUCUGGCCCACGCUGCGAAGGCUCUGGCGAAGAAGAUGGCCCUGGACCACAAACCCGCUGGCGGCUCUGCUCUGGUGCCAAGCUCUGCGCCGUCUGACCCGGUGUCUGAGAAGGCCGCAGAGUUGAACUCUGCAACGAAGGGCCCUCUGUACGGCCGGACCUGCAGGAUUCUUCGAGAGGACCACAACUGUGGCAAGUCUGGCAAGUGCACUCUGCACGACGUCAUGACCAACAAGGUCUCUCUGGCUGGUGUUGGAGAUGCCUGUGCCACGGUGCUCCUCUCUGACUCCGAGGUCUGCGACGUGGAUCCACUCUGGAAGUCUCCGAAGAAGUGGAAGAAUCUGCGCCUGAAGAGGGCUCUCAAGGAAUUGGUUCUGCGAUCCUGCGGCGGCUCUAGCCUCUUUCUGGAGGCUUCUGGCGACUUCUUCGCUGCGGAGCCUGUGGAACUUCUGACGUUCAAGAAGUCUUAUCCGCAGAUGCUUCUGGAUCAGCAUCUGCGGUACGGCUGGGAACUUCUGCGCUACAAUCUGAGCGACUCUGACGAGAACUGGUUUCUGGAGAACAAGAUCUGCAUGGUGGACCCUAAGCUGUCUGCCCAGCUCCUCGCUGGAGACCACGACCGCCCCGAGCUUCUGCAGGCUGCUCUGGAUCGACUCCGUUCUGAGAACAAGGUGCUGUUCGUGCCAGUCUGGGGGCCUGCUCCCUCGCACUGGACUCUUCUGGUCCUGCAGCGACAGGACCUCGCGGAGAACUUCUCUGUGAAGUACCUGGACAGCCUGUCUGAGAAGCACGAGCAGUGCUCUGUGAACGCAGCCAGACUUCUGUCCCUCCUGCUGCCCACAGAGGUUCUGCCCGAAAGAAGUCCCUCUGGCACCCAGAAGGCGGAUGAAUGCGGUUUCUGGGUUCUGGCCAACAUGUUGAGCAUCUGCUCGGGCCUGCUUCUGGAAGGUCCCUGUGCUCGUGGAUCUCGCGGAAAGCUGGUUCUGGAGCUCAUGUCUGAGCUGAAAAGCUGGCUUGUGCAGCUCUCUGGCGAGCAGACCAAGCUGAAAAAGGAGCUGGAGAGCAAGGAAAAG